AUGUCCAGCUCACCUCUGAACGAUCUCUACGACGCCGUGUCUAGCAGGACCGGGUUCCUAUCGCGGCCCGACACAGGCACAGGGGCAUUUCCACUUGUCAUUCUCCUUCUGGGAUAUUACCAUCGCCUUCCAGGACUCGUCGCCGCCGAGCAUCGCGCUGAUGUUGUCACGCUCGGCAGUGACAAGUCCCCUACGAAGACUGUCAUCAGAUCACGGCGCAGCGCCACGCAUCUCGGGCAUAACUCGAGGAAUGGUUUCGUUGAGUGUCGAAAAGGUGCAGAGGAGUGUGGAUUGAUGGAAGACUGUGCGGUUGUGAUGCCUCGCGAGGGUUGCUGCGCAAGAUGCAAGGGAUGUUGGUACAACGGCACAGAGCACGCUUCUCAUACCGAGUGGAAUGAAGACGGGAGACUGCUUCGCUGUGAAGCCGGGAUAGUUACCAUAUCACGACCGGAAUGCUACGCCCCCUGUGACAAUCCGAAACAUCAGAGGCAUACACACUAUAAUUGCCCCGUUUGUGAAGAAUGUGUCGUCAAUGGGCAACGUGUUCGUGAAGGUCGGGAUGUUCGCAUACAAGAGGAGCCAUGCUUGUCGUGCCGAUGUAUGCGUGGCAUGUUGUCCUGCACUAAACGCGCCUGCCCAGUUCUUCCUUGCAUUAUUUCACAGCAGUACACACCACCUGGGGAGUGCUGUCCCAGAUGUGCACACCCCACAGCAGAUAAAAUUCUUCCAAUUUCAGGAUUUUCUCUUCAAAAACCGUGUAUAAUUGGAAAGGAAUAUCACGCUCACUUAAGUCCAUUCCGGGUGGAUCCUUGUACCGAUUGCACGUGUAUGAACGGUACAGCAGUAUGUACGCGACAUACGUGCCCAGUGUUGACGUGUGGAGCUCGUGCCCUGCCUCCUCUUCCUGGUAAAUGUUGUCCUGAAUGUCCAGAAAUAGAGGAAGCCAAGGCAGCCUGUGUUAUUGGCGGCAAAACAUACCAGGAUGGAGAGAUAUGGCAAUUGGAUGCGUGUAAAUCAUGUGAAUGUCACGGAGGAGAACCUCGUUGCGCUAUGGAAAGAUGUCCUACGUUAACCUGUCCGUCUGAUCAAAAACUUCGACAAUUACCGGGGCAAUGUUGUCCUAAAUGUGUUGAUACCGACGGUAUAUGCACUGUAUUUGGUGAUCCUCAUUAUAAAACAUUUGAUGGUAAGUUUUACAGUUUCCAAGGUUCCUGCAAAUACCAGUUGGUUUCUGAUUGUAAAAAUCACACCUUUUCAAUAAGAAUAUCAAAUGAUGCGAGAAAUACCUCACAUUCGUCGUGGACACGUACUGCAACCCUUCGCAUUGGGUCAACCAAAAUAAACAUGGGGAAAAAAAUGCGAAUAAAAGUAAACGGACAAAGGAUAACUUUCCCGUACAACAUUAAAGGAAUUGCAGAAAUUAACCGAAGCAAUGGGUCCGUUAUAUUGAAGUCUGAAAUAGGUGUUCAGCUUUUGUGGGACGGUGAUGGAUUUUUAGAAGUGACAGUGUCGAGUUCGUAUAAAGACAAGUUGUGCGGAUUAUGUGGAAACUUUAAUUCGUUUGCUAGAGAUGAUAUGAAAACCCGUGACGGAAGACUUGUAAAUGAUACUUGGAGAUUUGGAACUUCAUGGCGGGUAGGUGGACAUCGCGCUUGUACUCGACGACAGGAGAGACCAAGUAGCAUCUCAAGAUGUCGACAAUCGAAGUUAACAAAAGUGAGAAGGUUAUGUCGUGUAUUUGAA
Messenger RNA from Melitaea cinxia (Glanville fritillary), 1743 nucleotides. It is a transcript of the gene cv-2, whose product is annotated as BMP-binding endothelial regulator protein. Gene Ontology annotation, molecular function: protein binding. The annotation marks the transcript as partial. The record is from RefSeq and is a predicted model, not a curated record. NCBI's taxonomy places the organism in Eukaryota, Metazoa, Arthropoda, Insecta, Lepidoptera, Nymphalidae. The transcript has 5 exons.